AUGAACGUUUUCCAGCAAUACCCACUUCAAAAGAGGAAACGGCAGAUCGAUGACAUCAGCGACGGCGACGACGACUUCCAACAUCCGUUCAAACGAAAAGCUCCAUCCUCCCUGGCGAUUAGGACAACGCCACCGAGGGCCGUCUCAUGCGGCGCCGCCUUCGGCAUCUUGAACCUUCCCGCUCCUCUGACUCCCGACGAUAGUUCCGGGGACGAGAGCUUACCAGGUGACAGCCAGGGUCCAAGCUCCUCCGUGCACCGCAACACCUCCGGUCUCAACCAUGGGUCGAGCAAUACCACCACGUCGAUGAAAGUGCACAUCUCGCCCGGCCACAACAAUGAUACCGACAUGAUACUCUCCUCGCCCACCAGACCUCAUUUCGGUCGAGCCCGCUCCAACGACCUCGUCUCUCCCCCUCGCCUCACGACCAACAAUACCGCGUUUCUCAGCCCACCGCAGACCACCAAUCCUCUCAAUGAUCGAAUACCGACCCCAAUCGACUCCUCCUUCGACAUGCGUCUCAACCACAUGCCUGCCGCGCCCCGACACCAAUUCCCUCCCAGGCGCAAGUUCCUCUCUCCCAUGAUGGAGCAAGAGCCCUUUGGGGGCCCACCCACACCCGUGGAGGACACCAUGGGCAUGCACGCCACGUCAACCCUCGACGCAGAUGUCAUGAUGGGCUAUGAGCAGAACAGUGACAGCAUGAGCGGAUUACGAGUAACGUGCGACGAUGACGACGCCAUGGAGCAGGACACGGAACCGCAGACAUGUUCCCAGGACAGACUUGGACUCGACGGCCACGCGAGCCAGGACCAGGGCAGGGCGCAGGCCCUGGAGGUCAAGAUCGCGAAGCUGCACAUGGGUUUCAUGCCUGGGUGCAGCAAGUGUGCGUCCAAGGUCCCCGGACACUAUUCACACGUGUAUUGGGAGUCGAAAGACGGCACCAAGGUUUUCCGCCCUUGA
Molecule: messenger RNA, 963 nt
Organism: Cyphellophora europaea CBS 101466
Lineage: Eukaryota; Fungi; Ascomycota; Eurotiomycetes; Chaetothyriales; Cyphellophoraceae
Exons: 1
Coding region: 1-963 (320 amino acids)
Source: RefSeq, a predicted model, not a curated record